Messenger RNA from Tuber melanosporum (Perigord truffle), 4005 nucleotides. RefSeq lists its product as uncharacterized. Lineage: Eukaryota; Fungi; Ascomycota; Pezizomycetes; Pezizales; Tuberaceae. Gene Ontology annotation, biological process: DNA-templated transcription; regulation of transcription by RNA polymerase II. The record is from RefSeq and is a predicted model, not a curated record. The transcript is spliced from 5 exons. Gene Ontology annotation, cellular component: chromatin. Gene Ontology annotation, molecular function: zinc ion binding; DNA-binding transcription factor activity, RNA polymerase II-specific; RNA polymerase II cis-regulatory region sequence-specific DNA binding. The coding region runs from base 1214 to 3802 and encodes 862 amino acids.
CCUUCUCUCCUAAGGUACUAUUUCUAGAGGAACACUUCAGGUUGGCCUACAAUUGAAGUCAACCAGCUCAGUCCCUUCUUGUGUUUGCUUGUCAAGUCACACACUCACACUCGGACCAAAACUGUCAGUUGUCGAGUCACCCACGCAUCUACCAAACCCCGUCCAACAACGCAACGCACCACCAGCCCACCCUUCCACCACACAUCCACCACUGUCACCCCCCCCCCCCCUUCCUUCAAUUCCCUCGACCCUCAAUUACCUUUUCUUUUUCUGCUCUUGACCCGUCCCGGACCAAGCGCUCCAGAAAGCAAUAAACAUCGGGGCCUCGCCUUCACCUGUUCAACCGUUCAAAGUCUUCUUUUCAGGCGAGUGUUGUCGUCUCAAUUCGUCGCCUCAUCGGUUUCUGUUCUGCCCUUUCGGACUCGGCGGGACAACUGGGUAAAGAGCAGACAGGAAAACUUUCGGGGAACCAGAUUGACAAACUCCGGUGACGCAAACUCGUUGGCCACUUCUGGCUGUGCUCCCUGUUCAUUCAUCGGACUCGAAAGAGGGAAAGAAAAGGAGUUUUCCCCUUCUGUGUUCAUCUCUGGUUAUACCUCUCCCCCAUCGGCGUGGUAUUCAGUGGAUUAGCUUCGUCUUUAUUUUUCUUGCGGUGAAUCACUAGCCCAUCUACUGUUCACUGCUGCCUUGGCUUUUUGUACUUUGCGGGUUCUCUUCAACAUUUACGUCUGGAAACACGGCGCCCACUGAUAGCCUUGGUGUUGAUGAGAGCACCGUGCUUCGUAUCGACGACUUGAGACCGACCCAAAUCCAGUUUCGAUCCAUCCCAAUUUUUCCAGAAUUCCUUCGACCUGGCCGCGCUUUCUCGAGAGAGCUCCUGCUUCUUAGUGAGUUCAGGCUUCUGCCGGCGAUCAGGAAACGGGAUAUUGUUUUACUUACAGCUGGAGUCUCAUUCUACCCAUCUGCCAAUCAGCCUUGAGAGUUUCUGAAGGAAACAAAUCCCCCUCAUUUCAAAUAUACCUCUCCAAUAUCUGGGCUCGAGUUCCGGGAGGCUUACUAGGUCGUUAAAUUGCGUUUCUCUGUGGAUCGGGUCGCUUUCCGUCUACUAUCCUAGAUUCCCCAGCGUCUCGUCAAUCUGACCACAUUCUUUCUCGCAAGCCUGGUCUGAUUUAUCAGCCUCGCUUGGACUUUUAUCGGAGCCCUUUUCUUGAGCAUGGCAGCGGAUAACACCGUGCUUCAAUCGACAACCAGCCCGAACUCUCCUCCGAUGUCGUCCUCUUAUGCUGGAGUGAAUAGUGGGAACAAAACUCAGCCGCCCCCACCACCCCCACCGAAGACGGACAAACCCAGACCUCAUGUCUGUGCAACUUGUUCACGUUCAUUCGCACGUCUGGAACACCUCAAGCGCCAUGAGCGCUCCCACACGAAGGAAAAGCCAUUUGAGUGCCCAGAAUGCACGCGCUGUUUUGCCCGCAGGGACUUACUUCUCAGACACCAGCAGAAAUUGCAUAUGACGACCACUCCCAGCAGUCGUCCAAGAGCCAGCGGUCGGAGAGAAAGCACGAGCUCCGUAACAUCCACUAAUCCUGGGAGGGUCCGGAAGAACUCAGUUUCUACUACUGCCACUGGCCCAGUCAGUCACGGUGAUGGUGGGGCUUCCGCCAUGAGGGCUAGGCCUAGGGCGAAUACCAUUGCCCACGUAGACGCCUCAACUCUUGGGAUGCUUGCAGCUGCCAAUGCGAAUGUGAGCCGUGGAAGAAGUAGUGGCAGUGCUCAAGGUAAUAUGGGCGGCACCGGCGUAGGUUCUUUGAAUCAUGAAGAAACCAGGUAUGUCUUUCCGAAGAAUACCCGACCGUGGGGUGCCUGGGCUCAUGAGGAACCUAGGCACGCGGUGCCCAAAAUUGAUACAUCGCUGUCAUCUUUGGAUCUGGGUGGGAUGAUGCCUCGUUCUGCCUCCAUGCUUCCUUCCGAAUAUGAGCUUGAUGGUUUGUUGUUUGGAGGAACUGUCAAUCCGGCGGCGUUGCACUUCAAUAUGUCACCCCUUCAGCAACCGAUUGGGACGCCAACUUCACCGUUCGGGCCCCCAUUCCCUGGCCUUGAUUCUUCGUACUAUAUCGAAGAUGAAGAUGAUUACGAAUGGAUGAAUCCACUUGGUGGUGGAAGUCUUAUGGAUCCUGUUGACCAGUCAUCACCCAGUGCUUUCAGCACUACAUCGGCCAGUGGAAUCAGUGAGGUUAUUCUGAAUGAGAAUCAAGGAUGGGGCAGUCAGAUGGGUAUGGGUACGGGUUCCGGAAAUGCCAUCAAUUUUAAUUCUCCAAAUGAUUUCUCGGGAUCGAAUUUUCAUCAUGAAACGCCACCGCCACCGGGAACCAUCUCCCCCAAAACUCUUUUGGCUCAGCAAUCGUCCCAUGAGAAUUACUACUCCGGUCCACCGCUCUCGAUCUCACCCUCCACCAUGAGCCACCACUUCCCACCAUUCAACAACAAUCACCAGUAUAACGCUGACAAUCGUACAUCUUCGGCCACUUCCUUGCAUAGCAACGGUGGGUCAUCCAUGACCUCACUCUCUGCGGAAUCCGUGACGGAUGCUACUCGAGCAGCAUUGCUGGCAACGCUCGCGCAGGCACCUAGUAUUCUCAACGGCCAGGGCACUCAGACUUAUCAGCCUCCCCGUGCUCAUCAACGACGGUAUUCAACAUCUACACAGCCAGCACCAGGAACUACCAGUUUUCCCCCAUUUGUCGGGAAGGCUACCGGCCUGCCCGGCACUGCUGAUCUCCAGCGAUACGUCGGGGCCUACAUCAAAUAUUUCCAUCCACAUCUUCCGUUCCUCCAUAUCCCGACCCUCAAUUUCAACUCCCCGGCAUUCACGAAUAGUGUCAAGGGCGGUCAGCGUAGCAACGGGGUUAUCGGGGGUGGUGGAUGCCUCGUUUUAUCCAUUGCUGCAAUCGGCGCCCUCUACGAAUUCGAGCAAAACAUCGCCCGAGAUAUCUUCGAGUUAUCCAAGAAGACAAUUCAAAUUUUCCUUGAAGAUCGUAGAAAGGCUGAUGUCACUGCUGCUCUUAGCGGUCUCAAUACUAAUAGUGGAGGCGGCGGUGAUAGUGGGACCAAUACUCCCGUUUGGCUUGUACAGGCUAUGCUCUUGAACGUCAUUUACGGAUUGCAGUGUGGAGAGAAGAGUGCUUGUGAAACCGCUGUCACUCACUGUGCAGCAUUGGUUAGUUUGGCCAGGACUGCUGGGUUGACUAGACAGCCUCAUGUAUCCACUACACAAACUUUCAAGCAAGAGGACGGAGACAUUCAUAUGGGUGACUUAGAAUCCUAUGGUGGCAGUGUGGGCAGCGAUGGUUGGGGCGGAAUUAACAUCAAGAUGGAGCCUGAUGAGAACGUAGAGUGGACGAGCUGGGUCAUUGCUGAGGAGCGGAAACGGACUUUAUACGCCGUUCACUUUUUGUCAAGCUUGCUUGUUGCGGCACACAACUUGUCUCCUGCCCUCAUGAAUAACGAGAUCCGCUGCGACUUGCCGUGCGACGAGGAGCUUUGGUCGGCUGGGACCGCUGCGGUAUGGAAAUCCCGUGGUGGUCUAGCCUUGGCAUCACAAAACUCGGUCAAUUUCACAAGCGCUCUUACCGGGCUCUUAUCUGCCGGUCAGCAGACAUAUGGUUCCCCAGGCCAAUUCCAAAAUUUUACCAAUGGUCAGCAGGGCGGUCACGUUUGGAUGCCUCGUCUUGAUUUGCGCACUCCAUGUCUAUAUUUGGGAAACGAGACAAAGACACAACUCUCGCCAUUGGACGUCAUCUGAGGCUGAGACAAUGCACGCUCACAUCGAGCCUGCUCUCAAGGCAUGGCAAGCCGCCUGGUAUAGCAGCCCCCAUCAUAGCAUUGAGAGACCCAAUCCGUACGCGAUGGGCCCCCUGUCAGCGGAUUGUAUUCCUCUGCUUGACCUCGCUUACAUCCGUUUGUUUGUUGAUCUUGGCAGAGCCAAAGAAUUCUUUUGGGCUAGGG